Messenger RNA from Suillus discolor, 1542 nucleotides. RefSeq lists its product as uncharacterized. The record is from RefSeq and is a predicted model, not a curated record. Lineage: Eukaryota; Fungi; Basidiomycota; Agaricomycetes; Boletales; Suillaceae. The transcript has 5 exons. Bases 1 to 1542 code for a protein of 513 amino acids.
AUGAGUAAUUUCUAUGAUGGGUUUUCCUACCCUCUCCCACAAUCCAGAACUUUGAUCCAGGAUGAUUCUGACUAUCCAAGCACAUCUUCUCUUCAUUCAUCGAGCGGAUCAUGUGGCAGUAUCCUUGGACAUACCCACCGAGGAUCUCAAGCACAUAUAGGACACAACCAGUCUUGUGAACAAGACUUUUAUAAUAGUGAUGCCGCUUCACCAGAUGGUAGUGGAACCUCGUUUACUGAAAACUCACUCUCACGACUGUCCAGUGAAUUUUCUCUGUUGCACACCAAGUACACAGAGUGCCAGCGAGAUAAUGCUUCUUUGCUCCACAAAAAUAGUGACCUAUGUUCGAAAAUUCGAGAUCUCCAGAAUGAGCUUUCAUUCAAAGAAGGUGAAGCUAGAGCGACAGAGAAACUAUACCAACAACUACUUUCACGUAUUGACUCACUCGACCGCCCCAAAUCUGCCACAAAUGUAUCCAAUCCAAUCCUCCUCCUCGCCAAUCAACCUGACCACUUCCCUCUUCAUGCUGAGGAUGACUUUCUUGACGACGAGCUACCAUCUUUGCUGUGGACAAAGCAGGACUUCAACAACGCUAAGCAAAAUUCACGUGGUAUCUUGCAAGCUCAAGCUAGUGACGAUGCCGAUGCUGAAACAUUAUCUUACAUUGUCGACGAGCUUGGUACAGUUGCAUCUGCCAAUGUUCAGAAAUCAAUGCGUGAUUACCAGAGAACUGUUUGGAAGACUUUACGAAAGCAUGGAUAUGCUGCACCAUCGUGGAAACACACCGACAAGAUGGGGAAGGAGUUCUAUUAUCGAUGUAUGCACAAAAAAUUCCCUCAGUUCCAUUUAUGCAACAACGAUUGGAAAGCAGAGGCAUUCGCUGUACACUAUUACUCUCAAUGGAGCGAACACCUGAAGGAUGACCGGGACCCACAGACCAAGGUCAAACUUGAGAAAAAGGAUGCUACAGUCAACUUGAAGCUCGAGCCUGCUAUGCUGCCAGCGGCAGAACCUGGCAUCAAGAGUUCAAAACGGCCAUCAUCACUUACAGCUGUGACAUCCGAUCGUAUCAAGAAGACAAAAUCUUUACCAUCAUCCGAGUCGAACAUCCAGGGCCCACAACGAACAGUCCAUAUUGCUCGCCGAGUGCAAGUCGUAAAUACAAAUCCACUAUCAGCAUUACCAGCGGCACUUCCCCACCCAGUAGUCCCUUCGAAUGAGCACGACACACUCAAAGAAAAUGUUACUGAGCCUCUUCAAAUCAAUGAACUUGAAGAUGUCAUUUUCGGUCAUGGUGGUCACGAUGUUCCCCAAGACACAACAGACUCGGAUAUUAUCUUACUUGAUCCAAUUGCUGCACAGCCUGCACUCUGUGCUGUUCCCAGUGUGGGAUCUGUAACACCUACUAGAGCCCCAGCUCUCCCUACGCCUGCCCCCGCUCUGCUAGACUCCCCGCGCGGCGGUGCGCCGCCUGCGCCUAGAAAGACAGCGGUCUGGACCGCUAUGACCCCGCCUGGCGCUAUGACCCCGCCCCUGGCCUAG